AUGGGGUUUGCGGGGAACGUGGAGCCCUGCUUCAUCACCCCCAUUGUCGUCGCCGUCAAUGAUUCCUUCUCCUCCUCCGCCCAGCCGGUGGCGAGGGGCGCCCCCGGCAGGGGGAACUGGCUCGCCCAGCACAGCGCCGGAUCCCACGCCAGCAGCACGCACAGCUUGAGCUAUCCCAUCCGCAACGGCCAGGUAUUACUCUACUCCAAUUAG
Messenger RNA from Miscanthus lutarioriparius, 213 nucleotides. NCBI's taxonomy places the organism in Eukaryota, Viridiplantae, Streptophyta, Magnoliopsida, Poales, Poaceae. The record is from the annotation of a GenBank genome assembly.